GUUUUGAAAUGUCUCCAAGUUUUGCAUUCCCGAUGUUCCCAAGUUCACACACAGGAGCGCUAGUGUUGGUCCAACUACCAAAGCUCUCUUUGGGACUGCAAGAAGAUAAAGCUGACCUGCUGAAAUGAGUUUCCUUGGUGGUCUGUUUGGUCCUGUGUGUGAGAUUGAUGUCAUACUCAACGAUGCCGAGAGCAGGAAAACAGCAGAGCUGAAAACAGAAGAUGGGAAAGUGGAGAAACAUUAUUUAUUUUAUGAUGGAGAGUCAGUUUCUGGCAAAGUGAACCUCAGCGUAAAACAAACUGGCAAGCGGCUUGAGCAUCAGGGAAUUCGGAUAGAGUUCGUCGGACAGAUCGAACUGUUCAGUGAUAAAAGCAACACCCACGAGUUUGUGAACCUGGUAAAGGAGCUUGCUCUUCCAGGAGAGCUGACCCAGAACCGCAGCUAUGACUUUGAGUUCAUGCAGGUGGAGAAGCCGUACGAGUCCUACGUUGGAGCUAACGUGCGACUGAGGUAUUUCCUCAAAGUAACCAUAGUGAGGAGGCUUUCUGAUUUGGUCAAGGAGUAUGACCUCAUUGUCCAUCAGCUUGCCACUUACCCAGAUGUCAACAAUUCCAUCAAGAUGGAAGUGGGCAUUGAAGACUGCCUACACAUAGAGUUUGAGUACAACAAGUCCAAAUACCAUCUAAAGGAUGUCAUUGUGGGCAAAAUCUACUUCCUUCUGGUUCGGAUCAAAAUCCAACACAUGGAGCUUCAGUUAAUCAAGAAAGAAAUGACGGGAAUUGGACCGAGCACAACCACCGAGACAGAGACCGUGGCUAAGUACGAGAUUAUGGACGGAGCACCGGUGAAGGGCGAGUCCAUCCCCAUACGCCUCUUCCUGGCUGGUUAUGACCUCACAGCUACGAUGAGAGACGUAAACAAGAAGUUCUCUGUGAGGUACUUCCUAAAUCUGGUGCUGGUAGAUGAAGAGGACAGGAGAUACUUCAAACAGCAGGAGAUCGUUUUGUGGCGAAAAGCCCCCGAGAAGAUGAGAAAACGCCAAAACUUCCACCAGCGUUAUGAGUCCCCCGAGUCACGGCCGAGCCUCUCUGCUGAACAGCCUGAAAUGUGAGCAAGCAGCCAGCCAUGGACACGUUUCCGCAUUGGCCAAUCGCAGGAGAGGAGAGCAAAUCCCACCGAACAUCUCCACCUCCACUCCUCGCAGCUUGCAGUGAUCGGCCAUGUCUGUGCCUGCCUUCGCUGUGUCCACACCGCCGUCCACAGCAACCAGUCUGUUAGCAUUUAAGGACUUCUUCCACACUAUAGAGAGCACUGGAACAGAAGCUACUAUGUCAAAUCCCGUAGUACAUUUUGGGGCUUGUACCCUACACUAGAAGAAGAUUUUUAAAGCACUUGCUAGUUUUUGAAGCUCCAGAUAGAUCAAAUGCCAUCCAGGAUAUAAAAGUAUAUAUAUUUUACUUGACUUCACUUUAGAAAGGUUACCACUGCAUGCUGGCUGGUUGAAACAAAUAUUGGGUUAUUAGAGGUGAAGGUUGACCGCAGGGGUCGUUUUUCAUCAGUCCAGGAAUGAAAUGUGUUCUGCUUCUGUGUACCCAGGCCACAAUGCCAUACCGAUAUUUUGCAAUCACAAUAGUAUGUUAAAAACAAAACAAAAUACUAUUUAACUUAUUUAGCAUCUAAUCUCCUUUAGGCCAUUACUGCAGUAUAUAAAUUCUCCUUACUGUAAUUACUUUUUGGGGAAAAAAAUGAAAAAUAUAUAUGUAUAGCAUUAAAAUAUUCUUUUUUUUUUUUUUUUUUUUUUGCAUGAGGCUUUGGAUUUGAAACUUUUCAAUAUGAUGAGUUUUCUUUUAAGACGGAAUUACCUGUUCAGCUCAUGGGGUCUAACUGGUUAUGUUCAGAGUUAGCCGCACAGAACGGCACACUUAAAUAUAGUUUUUUGUUUUGUUUUUCCUUAUCUUGUUGAUAUCACUCAAUCUCCUAACAGACUUAUAUGCAGACUGCACUGCUUUUCAUUUUAGAGUAUUAACGGUUUCCCUUUUUUUUUUUUUCUUUUCGAAUACCACAUGCAGCCAUUUCAUCCGUUUGUUUAAUCGUACAUGUGAUCAUACGCUUAUGAUGAAAUGAGUCAUGUUUCUUUCAUGACAUGUUUAAGGUUCUGGUUUAACAAAGUGUUUAACAUCAGAUUUUCAUUCUGUUGCUAACGUACAAUGUGCCGGUUUUCUCUAGGACGGUGAGAAGCUACAUUCCUUUGGAUGUGUAUUUACCAGCAUAUAAGCCAUUAUGGUUAAAAUAUGAACAAUACUGACAUGUAUACAGUAAUAUAGGAAUGGCAUUUCCCACCUACAGUACAGGCUGCUGCAGUAAUGCAUCAUAAAUAUAAGAAUGGAGUGAAGCAGAUGAAAAAAUUUGUUGUUAGUGGACCUUCGAAAAAAAACUGUACAUAUCCAGCCUCAAUAUGUUUAUCUGUUAAAAUAAAAAUGCAAGUUUAUACUGGUAAACAAAAUCUGACUGCAUUUACACAUCAGGCAUGCAAAUAUACUGUCGCUUAACCCUGUGGGAUGGGUUUAGCUAAAGAAA
Messenger RNA from Tachysurus vachellii, 2577 nucleotides. RefSeq names its product VPS26, retromer complex component A (gene vps26a). Gene Ontology annotation, cellular component: endosome; retromer complex. Lineage: Eukaryota; Metazoa; Chordata; Actinopteri; Siluriformes; Bagridae. The record is from RefSeq and is a predicted model, not a curated record. Gene Ontology annotation, biological process: retrograde transport, endosome to Golgi; intracellular protein transport. The transcript has 9 exons. The coding region runs from base 125 to 1111 and encodes 328 amino acids.